GAGAGAGAGGUAGCGAUUCUGCAGAGAAAAUGGGGAGUGUUCUGAGUAAGGCCGGCGACGGCAUCGGAAAUGCGUUGGCGGCUCCUUUCAAGGCCGUUCUACAAGGAUCUUGCGACGACGUGUGCGCCGGAGUAUGGGAUGUCCCGUGCUUCAUCACUCAUCUCUGCGUCUCUGAUUUGAUGAAGCUGUUCAUGAUUUUGAUUCUAUGCUACAUCACUUUGUUGUUCUUCUACAUGUUCUUCAAGCUGGGGAUAUGCCAAUGCUUAGGGAGAACUAUCUGCGGAGUGUAUUGCUCAGCCUGUAAGGCUUACUGGUCUGCAAUGGGGUGUAUGGCGUGUUUCUUCUGGCAUAAACUCACACAAGUCGAGCGUGUGAACAGGCGCCGCCACCGCUUUGCGGACAUUGAAUCCGGCAACAUUGACGGCUCUUUUGCCCCUAACGGUGGUGUCAGCAUCUCUGAACGUUGCCCACAUAGCCGCCGCCGCCACCAUCACCGCCCUUAUAUUGGCGGAGGAGAAGUUGGGGUUCGGGUUCAAGGUAGGCGUCUUGGAUCUACGAGGAGGAAGAAGAAGUUAAGACAUCAUCGUCAUCAUCAUCAUGGUGAGAGAAAGGACAUUGUUGUUCUUGGCCCAAAGAUGGCAUCCUUCAAGAGAAGACGGAUUGUUGCAUAAUAGGAGUGAUGCCCCUAACAAUGUGUAAUUUUACUAGGGGUAAGAGUUGUUUAGUUUAGGGGCCGUUACAUAUUUUUUAUGUUUUGUGUCACUCUUGGUUGACUAGUUUUUUUGUGCCUAUUAUUAUCCUGCUUUUCACUAAUGUGUCUUACAUUUUAGUCUCAUGACAAAACACCAAAGUAAUACCUAUUAGGGAGUAUUAUCGAACUUAGGUACGUAAAGUUCAGCUUUACAGUGAGAU
This is a messenger RNA of Cuscuta campestris, 912 nucleotides long. NCBI's taxonomy places the organism in Eukaryota, Viridiplantae, Streptophyta, Magnoliopsida, Solanales, Convolvulaceae. The record is from the annotation of a GenBank genome assembly.